AUGCCUUCCACCAAUAAGAACAACACCCGCGUCUCCAAGAAGCAGUCUUCCUCCGCCAGUGCCGGCACGGGCAGGAUGACUCGCCAGAAGUCUAAGCUUGCGGCUGCUGCUGCGAAUGAGGUUGGGUUGCUGGGUGCGGGUGAUACGAAGGUUGCUUCGGGCAAGAGGGGCAAGAAGAAGCAAAUCAAGGACAGCAAGAAGAAGACGACGGGCACAGGCACUACUCCGGUCAAGGAUGGCAGCAAGACGGCGGGCACCAGCUCUGCGCAAGCCGCGGGCACACCUCGUCAAGACCGCAAGCGCAAGCGUCAAGACGAAGAAGAAUCGCAGGAGAGUCAAGAAUACUUCGAUGCGCAGUCUCAGCCCACCUACGAAGGCAAAGGCAAAGGGCGUGCCGUCGACGUCGACGACAAACCACCCAAAGAGCGCCACAUCUUCCGCAUGAUGGACCUCCCGCUCGAGCUGAGAGAAGAGAUCUACCGCGCCUGUCUCACCCGGCCGUACAAGAUUUUGCUCUCGAAGCCCGAGCCCACGCCGAAUGCAGACAAGGUCAAGGCUGAGAAGAAGGCGAAUAAGCGGCGGCGUCUUAAUCGUGGUGGUAGCGGUAAUGAUGAUGGCGGUCCGGUCUACGUCAGCACGGCACCGCACCUCGUCAGCGUCGUCACGCGCCCAACUCGCAGCAACACUCGUCCUACCGUUUUAGCAACCUCCAGGCGCGGCGUCCGCAUGUCCUUCGGCCUCUCUUCUGACGAAAGUGACAUCUACCAAGACGGCGCCGCCACCACACUAGCCGUCCGCAACUACGCCGCCCCCGACGACCCGCUCGUCAUUAACCUCCUCCGCGUGAGCAGAGACAUCUACGAAGAAGCGCGCGACGUCAUGUACAAAGAGAACGUCUUCGACCUCGCCCUUCCCACCGGCGUGCACACGCUCGCAGGCCUCCACCAGCGCUCGCGCCGCCUCAUCAAGCACGUCGAGCUCGAGAUCCCGACCUACACCGAGAUCCUCGAGCGCUUCUCCGAGAUCGUGCGCCUGUCGCUCCGCUACUGCUCGGGACUCAAGACGCUCACCAUCCACACGCCCUUCAAGCUCCCCGGCACCGACGGCAACGGCGGCCACGUGACCAACAGCAUCGCGAACAACAGCACCGUGUACGCCAACGGCUUCGACAUCCUGCGCUGGCUGCCGCAGCAGUGCGCGGUGGUGCUCGCGGGGCAGCGCAACGGCGAGAUCGAGACGGUGGUGGCGAAGCAUUUGAGCCUGGCGGGCACGCAGGACAAGGUGAGCUAUCAUUACUAUCAGACGUACCCGGGUUCCAUGAGGAUGCUGGGCGGUGACUGA
Saxophila tyrrhenica is the source of this 1341-nucleotide messenger RNA. RefSeq lists its product as uncharacterized. The coding region runs from base 1 to 1341 and encodes 446 amino acids. The transcript has 2 exons. NCBI's taxonomy places the organism in Eukaryota, Fungi, Ascomycota, Dothideomycetes, Mycosphaerellales, Extremaceae. The record is from RefSeq and is a predicted model, not a curated record.